GAAUAAAGCGAUAUCGAUAUUAUAAUUAUUAUAAAUGUUAUACGUGGUUACUAAUUAUUUAUUUAGGUAUUUUGUGCAGAAGUUAGUUUAAUUUUAUUUAUUGCAGUAAUUAAUAGUCUUAGGAAACAUUCAUCAUAUUGAUGUGAAAAUGAAAUUUAUCUAAUAAUGUAACAGUGAAUGAAAUAUAUAGGUCUGGAUCUAACUCGUAUCAUGGUAUCUAGCUAUUAGGUAGGUAGCAUUAAAAACUAUGUAUUUUUUUUCUAAAAGGCUUAUUCUUAAUUGAACUGAUUAAAGUAGCCUGGUUUUGUAAGACCUUGCUUAUCCCUGAUUUUUUCGAAGAUGGGUUUUAUUACCCAACAGAAAAAGUAGCUUAAAUGUUGUUGGUUAUUAUAUCACAAAGAUUAUAAUAAUAUACUGUACAUAUUCAUGAAAUGAUUCUCAACCAUAUCACUUCCUAACUCAACCAAUUGUCGUUACCUUAUUUCUGCCCUAGAUUGCGGCAAUUCCGCCGAAAGUAACGGCGUGCCAAGUUUAGUGAUUUUCAUAACACGUUCUAGAUGUUUCAAUUCGUACGUGUUGUAAUUUUUUCAAACUGUUUAAAGAACGACCUGCAUUACAUAGAUAUUUAAAUUGUUAUUUAUGGAAGUUACACCACUGGUGCUAUCCAUAACAACAUUUAUAUAUUGUAUAUAAAAUGUUUGUAUUGGGACCCUGAUUAAAUAUGUUUAUCGAUAAAUUAAUAAAUUAGUGCACAAGGACUACUCUAUUCGUGCAGCUGUCAACAUAACGAGUUACGUCAAUGUCAAACAGACGUCAGUCGCGCAUGAUACAGUUGCAUUAUUCAGGUUACUUUUUAUUUAAAUUGUAAAAUAGUCUUCAUAGUUCAGUAGUUACACGUGGAAACUUAUACUAGUGGUAGCGUAGCCGUUUUCUAAAAUUAUAUAUUGAAUUCAUUAGGAUUUAUAAAGUUGUAACCAUAAUAGGUUAGAUUUUCAGUGGUGUCGAUUUCAGAAAUGACUUUACCUGUUGAUAAUGGUUUUAUGAAUUAUGAGAAUAGCCGUGACAGCGCCAAGAAACCAACAGUAAAGCAGGCAUAUGCAGAAGGGGGUAUCAAGGCGGGUGCGUCCCGCCUCGCGAGUGUAACUUACAGCGUCCUGUCGCGGCGCAAAGCUGCAGAGGAAGGAGCUGCGAGGUUAGCCAGGGUGCUAUCAGCUCUCGAUCUCACAGCGCUGGGCGUUGGUAGUACCUUAGGUGUAGGCGUUUAUGUGUUAGCUGGAGACGUCGCUAAAAAUUACGCGGGACCAGCUGUGGUCCUUUCUUUUUUACUAGCGGCAGUGGCUAGCGUUUUUGCUGGUCUGUGCUAUGCAGAAUUUGGCGCUCGAGUCCCUAAAGCGGGAUCAGCUUACGUAUACAGUUACGUAUGUGUCGGAGAAUUUAUUGCUUUUAUCAUUGGAUGGAAUCUCAUACUCGAGUAUAUUAUAGGUGCUGCGUCAGUGGUGAAAGCGUUGAGUGAAUAUUUGGAUUCGUUGCUUGAUAAGGCGAUGUCUACACACCUGCAGGCGGUGAUGCCGCUGGACUCGCCACAUCUGGCACGGUACCCGGAUCUCUUCGCCUUCGCUGUCAUUAUGGUGUUUUCUGUGGCACUCGCGUUCGGCGUGAAAGAGUCGACGAGGUUCAACAACUUCUGUACCGGCGUCAAUCUGUGUGUUGUAUUGUUCGUCAUCAUAUCCGGUUCCUUCAAAGCCGAUACGAAAAAUUGGCGCAUCCCUGCGUCGGAAGUGCCUAAGAGUGAGAAGAAAGAUUUCGGCAGUGGCGGGUUCGCACCGUACGGACUCGCCGGAAUCAUAAAGGGGGCUGCCGUCUGCUUCUACGGGUUCAUCGGUAUGUUCUAUUAAAUAUUUCUAAUUCAUAUAGUUAAGGAGUUUAUGCUUCGAGCACACCAAUUUCGUUUCUAAAAUUGUGUAAUUUUCUAAAAUUGGUUAUAAUUAUAUUGCUUUAUAUGACAUACUACUUUUUACUAGCUACAUAUUUUUGUCUACAGCCUGGUUUUAAAGAAGUC
Molecule: messenger RNA, 2059 nt
Organism: Diatraea saccharalis (sugarcane borer)
Lineage: Eukaryota; Metazoa; Arthropoda; Insecta; Lepidoptera; Crambidae
Source: the annotation of a GenBank genome assembly